This is a messenger RNA of Drosophila nasuta, 1382 nucleotides long. RefSeq lists its product as uncharacterized. Bases 41 to 1327 code for a protein of 428 amino acids. Lineage: Eukaryota; Metazoa; Arthropoda; Insecta; Diptera; Drosophilidae. The record is from RefSeq and is a predicted model, not a curated record. The transcript has 8 exons.
CAGUUGUCAAGUUAUGUGAAUCUAAACAGGUUCUUGAAAGAUGGUUCGAUUAACUAACUCAAUAAUACUAAUCUUCAUUGUGAUAUGUGCUUUGUUUUCGAUGUCUGAGCAACUUAUUUUUAAAGUAGACGGUUUUCCAAUCAAUUUAAAUGACAUAUUAAAUGCCCAAAUAAUGCCGGCUCAUGUUUUUUUAUUGGGAUUAGAUGAGCACAGGGCUGAAAAGUACACGCAAGACUUUCUGUCUGCCUUACAACGCAUGGGAUAUCACAGAAAAAUGAUGCAGCAAUUCAUGGCAUCGGAUUACUUGACUAAUCAAAUAAUAAAAUGGAAGAUGGCAUACAACAAUUUUAAAAUUGGGAAACGUUUUGGAAAACUACAAAAUGAAAAUAAUUCGACAACAGAAGAUGCGGAAAAUUACAGAGCAAAGAAGUUUCUAUAUGAUAUUGGCUCUUCGCAUUAUAAUGAAUGGCUUAAGAGAACUACAACACUGGACGAUAUUAGACGUCAAUUAUUAGAAACUGGAAAAUAUUUGAAAAACAACGAAAUGAGAUUUCAGGGACAAGAAAUAAAAUCAACUACAAAACCCCAUUCUACUUUUCUUCUUGAAGACAAUGAAUGCGAUGAUGGCGAUAUUACUGGAUAUGCUUAUGAUAGUUCGCACCACUUAAAUUUAUAUCCACAGACUUUUUCUCUGAUGCCGAGAUUGUCAUUAAAAAACACACACAUUGCAGAAAAUACUGAACCAAUCAGUAAAUCUGGAUAUGAAACCAGUUACGCCAACUUUGAAGUCCACGAUCCACCUGCAGAACAUAUAAAUGCAAUAUUGGAGCCGACAAAAUUAAUCAAAGAAAUUAGCCUUAAGGAUAUCACUGACAUCGCUCUAACAACGCUCGCGUUUUUAUCGUUUGGAAUGUUUGUCUUGCAGGUUCUAAUGUGUAUUACAAUGAAUAAAGACGAAAGCAAUAAUUUGAUGAUGCUACCUAUGGAAGCUACAGAAACGAUUGAAACAAGUGAUGGUAAUGAUGAAAUUCGACGAAGAAAGCGUUCUCUCGACGAGGAUAUUGCCAAAUUACGCGACAUUAAUCAGCUAAGUGAUGUUCUCCUAACCAAACUGGAAAAUCCGUCAUUGUAUACAAAUAAAAAAAAAUAUACAAAUUUAAAUCAAGAACUUUGCAAGUUUGCUGCAAUUAUACGGAUGCCUUUUAAUACAAAAAGUCUUUGGAUUGCACUACACAGUUUGGGAACCAGUUGGAUUGCGUAUCGAAUAUCUAAUAACCACCUUUCAUUGAUAAAGCUCCUCGCUCAUCUCUUUGAUAUCUGUGGCUGAUUUAAGUGUAAAAAUCAUAAUCAUAAUCAUAAUUGAAUGAAUCGAGCGCCUUUUU